UAAGACUAGCAAUCAAAUUCCCUCUGCAAAAUUCCUUAAGCUUUUAAGAAUGGCGCAAGUUAGACAUAUGCCUAUUAAUUCUUUCCUUCCUUCACAGAGUAAUCUACAUAGUUACCAAAAUCUUGGGUCUGGGUUACGGUGCGGGCAAUCCCCAUCAUUAAAGUCCAGAAAACGGGUCUCCAUCCGGGCUUCUUAUGUUCAAGACCCAACCGAGAAUACAAGGAUCCAUUUGUCUAAUCUUGAGAAGUUGUUACAAAAGGAAGCAGAGCCCGAAGUGAGGCCCGUUGAUAUAACAAAUCAGCAGCCUGAGAAUAGCCGUGUGAAGAGAAUACUUGAUGGGCUUAACUUGGCCCAGAUAUGGCCUGAGGGAAUACCGGGCCGGGGCGGCGAGAUAGCCGCUGAGAUGUCUCCCCGCCGCUUGGCCCAGAUUCAGGAGUUGUUGCUUAAGCAACAACCGGAGUAUUCUCCCAGGAAUCAUUUGGGAACCCAGUGGAGAGAGUAUCAUGGGAGUCGGGAUUGGGAAGGUUUAAUUGACCCUCUCGAUGAAAAUCUUCGUCGAGAGAUAGUCAGGUGUGGUGAGUUUAUUCAAACUGCCUACCAAUCCUUCCACUCUGAUCCCGCUACUACUGAAGAGGGGAUCAGAUCAUGGAAGGAGAUUGAGUUAUCAGAUAAAUCAUAUAAAGUAACUAAAAAUUUGUACACCACAUCAUCUAUUGGUUUACCCAAAUGGGUAGAUAAUGUGGCACCCGAUUUAGGGUGGAUGACCCAACGAUCAAGUUGGGUCGGAUUUGUCGCCGUUUGUGAGGACGAUCGUGAAAUUGCAAGAAUGGGAAGAAGGGAUAUUAUUAUCUCACUUCGAGGAACUGCCACGUGUCUUGAGUGGGCUGAAAAUUUUCGGGCCUUACUCACUCCAAUGGAAGAAACAUCAACAUUUGAAGCUCAAUCCCCCGAAUCGGAAGCUAAGGUGGAAUGUGGGUUCCUAAGUUUAUUCCGAACCAAAGGAGAAUAUACCCCAAGCCUAGCCGAGGAAGUGGUACAAGAAAUUAGACGAUUAUUAGAUUUGUAUAAAGGUGAACAAUUAAGUAUUACCAUAACCGGACAUAGCCUUGGGGCGGCUUUAGCCCUACUAGUCGCCGACGCGAUCAGCACUUGCGCCCUGGAAGUCCCUUCAGUGGCGGUUUUUUCUUUUGGUGGACCCCGUGUAGGAAAUCGAGCCUUUGCAAACAGAAUAAAAUCUAAUAAUGUAAAGGUCCUAAGAAUAGUAAACAACCAAGACAUAAUUACAAGAGUACCGGGAAUGUUCAUGAGCGAUGAGCUCGACCAAAAGUUAAGAGAUAACCCUCAAAUUUCAGGAGUACUUGAAUUCCUAGAUAAUAAAUUGCCAUUAGCUUACUCUCACGUAGGAACAGAGCUAAAGGUUGAUACAAAAAUGUCACCUUACUUGAGACCAGACGCUGACGUGGCAUGUUGCCAUGAUUUGGAAGCAUACUUGCAUUUGGUGGAUGGUUUCAUGGCAUCAAAUUGCCCAUUUAGACCGAAUGCAAAACGGAGCUUGUUUAAAUUGUUAAGUGAACAAGGAUCUAAUGUCAAAAAAUUGUAUACAAAUAAAACUAAGUCUUUGACUUUAAAGAUUGAGAAUAAUGGAGUGGUAGCCAUGUCUAAUUGUUUGGCUAGCCAUUCUUUACCAAAUAAAUAAAAAUUAAUUUUCUCUCCCAAACAAAACCUAAAUAUUGGGAGAGAAUUUUCUA
Molecule: messenger RNA, 1748 nt
Organism: Amaranthus tricolor (Joseph's coat)
Lineage: Eukaryota; Viridiplantae; Streptophyta; Magnoliopsida; Caryophyllales; Amaranthaceae
Product: phospholipase A1-Ibeta2, chloroplastic-like
Exons: 1
Coding region: 50-1696 (548 amino acids)
Biological process (GO): lipid metabolic process
Molecular function (GO): glycerophospholipase activity
Source: RefSeq, a predicted model, not a curated record